CACACGGGGCGAGGCCCAACCCCUUCUCCGACAAAACACAGCUAACGGCUAGCUGAGUUAGCGCGGCUUUUAGCACUCUUUCUCUUCAUAACAGGGGAUUUCAAGGUCCGGAAAACUGUGAGAAGAGUAUGGGCUGUAGAGGAAGCGUGUGAUAGAGAAUGAUCUCAUUCCGGUCCACUGUUUGAGCUGUCUGAUUUGAGGACCAACUCAGUCCAGCAUGGAGGCCUCCACCAUUCUCCCUGUACUGAAGAAGAAGCUGGCGUUUUUGUCAGGAGGUAAAGACCGACGUAGCGGCCUGAUUCUGACCAUCCCGCUAUGCACGGAGCAGACUAGCAUGGAGGAGCUCAGCUCCACUCUGGAUUACCUGCUCAGCAUCCCCAGUGAGAAGUGUAAAGCGAGGGGUUUCACUGUGAUCGUGGACGGGAGGAAGUCUCAGUGGAACGUGGUGAAGACGGUUGUCCUGAUGCUACAGAAUGUCAUCCCGGCCGAGGUGUCCUUGGUGUGUGUGGUGAAACCAGAUGAAUUCUGGGACAAGAAGGUCACCCAUUUCUGCUUCUGGAAGGAGAAGGACAGGCUUGGCUUUGAGGUAAUCCUCGUCUCUGCUAAUAAGCUCACGCGCUACAUCGAGCCGUGUCAGCUUACUGAUGAGUUUGGGGGCAGCCUGCAGUACGACCACAUGGACUGGGUCAACAAGAGACUGGUGUUUGAAAAAUUCACCAAAGAGUCCACUUCCCUGCUGGAUGAGCUUGCGGUCAUUAACGAAAACGAGAAGGCCAGCCAGCCGGACAAGGCCAGCAGGCCUUCAGACAGCAAUGUCCUGCCCUCGUUUGACCCUGAAGCUGUCCUCCAAACUGGUCAUGAGCUGCUGUCUGAGCUGCAGCAGAGACGUUUUAACGGCUCUGAGGGUGGCGGGGGUGGUGGGGGGACGGCCUGGUCUCCGAUGGACGAUGAGCUGUUGGCGCAGCCUCAGGUGAUGAAGCUGCUGGACUCUCUGAGGGAGCAGUACACCAAAUACCAGGAGGUUUGCCGUCAGCGCAGCAAGCGCUCGCAGCUCGAGGAGAUCCAGACCAAGGUCAUGCAGGUUGUGAACUGGCUGGAAGGUCCUGGUACGGAGCAGCUCCGGACUCAGUGGGGGAUCGGAGACUCCAUCAGAGCGUCACAGGCCCUGUUGUUGAAGCAUGAGGAGAUAGAGAGCCAACACAGUGAAUGGUUUGCGGUGUAUGUGGAGCUGAACCAGCAGAUGGCGGCGCUGUUGAGUGCAGGUGAUGAUGAGGAUCUGUUGGAGCUGAAGGCUCUGCAGCAGCAGCUCAGCGACGUGUGCUACAGGCAGGCCAGCCAGCUGGAGUUCAGACAGAACGUCCUGCAGUCCGCACACGACUUCCAUGGCACAGCCCAGGACCUGUCCCAGCAGUUGGACGGUCUACUGGGCAUGCUCUGUGCAGACGUUGCUCCUGCUGACGGAGCCGCCAUUCAGCAAACACUGAAACAUCUGGAGGAGAAACUGAAGAGUGUUGAGGGAGCUCUGCAGAGCCUGAGAGAGAAGGGUCAGGUGCUGCUCGAGCAGAUCUCAAACCAGUCAUCCUGGUUCUACGGAAAAGACAUGCAGAUUGAGAACAAAGAGAACAUCGACCACAUCCACAGCGUCAUGGAGGACAUGCAGCUGCGCAAGCAGAGGUGCGAGGACAUGGUGGACGUGAGGCGACUGAAGAUGCUGCAGAUGGUCCAGCUUUUCAAGUGUGAGGAGGACGCCUCGCAGGCAGUGGAGUGGCUCGGGGAGCUGCUGGACGCUCUACUGAAGACACACAUUAGGCUGGGCGAUGAUUCGCAGGAAACCAAAGUGCUCCUGGAGAAACACAGGAAAUUUGUGGAUGUUGCACAGAGCACGUAUGAUUAUGGCAGACAGCUGCUGCAGGCCACAGUGGUGCUGUGCCAGUCUCUGCGCUGCACCACACGCUCUUCUGGCGACACGCUGCCCAGACUCAACCGUGUGUGGAAACAGUUCACAGUGACUGCAGACGAGAGGCAGCACCGACUGGACAUGGCCAGCACCUUCCACACCGCUGCUGACAGGGUUCUGAAGGAGGGUUCAGAGCAGGGGGAGCUAUUGGAUGUGGAGGUGUUUGAGGAGGUGGAGACGGUGGGGAAGGCUCUGCUGGACAGACUCACUGUACCUGUCAUUUUUCCUGAUGGGAGCGAGCAGUUUUUCGGCAGCCCUGGCGACAUGGCGUCCUCGGCCGAGAACAUCCGCGACAGGAUGAAGCUGGUGGAGGACAAGAGGCUGCAGCAGGAGGAGGCGGAGCAGCUACAGGAAGAAGUUGCUCUGGAAGCGGGGCCUGAUGAGAGUUAAUGAAUGCUAAAAACCUGAAAGAAAUGCUGCAUUAAAUUUACUUCAUUCAACUGUAUACAUCAUUUCCACAUUACAUCAGCGCUACGGCAAGCCUUAAAAUAAGGAAUUGCGGUUAACCACAUUAUUUUCUGUAGUUAAUCGUGAUCACAUUUGACUUAUUUACUGAACUUUCACCCUAAAAAAAGAGAUUUUUCCGUUUAAAAGCAGUGCAUUGUGUUGUGUGGACAAAACAAGCUUCCUCAGAAUGUAUUUGACUUUCUGUAAUUCUGUAAUUUGUAAAAUGUGAACAGUUCACAUCAACCUGAACAUGAAAAUCACAUGGUUUCCACACCGAGUGAACAGUUUUCAUAACUGACGUCCUUUGAGAGCGACAUUUUCCAGCCAAUGAGCGUAUACAGUGGUGUGCAAAAGUUUUGGCACCCCUGUCAAACUGUGUUUUGUUACCUAAAUGAAAAUAAACACAUCCUCUACAGAGGACACACUUCUGUACAUUUUAAUGCACAUUAGUGUUCAUUUGCUGACAUAUUGGGGGAAGAAUAAAACAUAAAAUGUGACCUGUGCAAAUGUAAUGGCACCUUUUAUGUUUAAUAUUUUUUCCUAAUAUCAUAAACUCAGUAAAUAAAUAGAAAUAGUGCACUAAAAUUGGCAGAAAAAUGACAUUUAAUUUUGUAGAUGAUCUGUUAACUUGUUUUCACAUGGAGGGUUAUUUCAUCUAGGGUUGUCUUAACUUUUGCAUAUGACUGUGUAUCAUAUAUAUCACUGUUGUCGGAAGAAAACCUCCAGUUUCCAUUUUUGUCGUUUUUCAGUUUUUUGACAUAAUUUGAAAAUGCCUGUUGUCCUUUACUUUGUGUGUAAAUUUUCAUGAUGAAUGGACCAAUAGAAAAGGCCCGAAAUGACUUGGAAGUCUGGUUCCAUUGACUUACAUUAAAAGAAAAGUAGGCUUUCUCUUUUUCCAGUAAAAUUACCAUUUUGUAGAUAUGAGGUUUUGAUCUGACAACAGCGAUACAGUCAAUGGUUCUGCUCCUCCAUGACUGUUGCCUCUCACUCUUGUUCAUACAGCUCAUGGAUUCUUCUUACUGUAGAGGCUCUCGAGGGGAACUGGAGCUCCACUUUGCUGUUGCUUUUGUUAGUUUGCUGCUCAUUGAUUUAUCCAUAGUUCUCCCACAAGUACUGUCCAGCAAUUUUCAGGUGAACUUUGACAACACUAGUCAACACAGUUGUGUCUCAGUUAGCUUAUUUUUGGCAACAAUAGUGUUUUUUUUUCCAUAUAUAUUAUUCAUGUGGAAAUGAUGUAAGGUGCGAGUAAAUUCAAUGCACCUCUUUUUUUCCAGAAAACAUGGUCAUCUGGACCUCCCUCAAUCCAGCUUGACCUACAUAUGCCCCCUUUUCUUCCCUAAACAGGCCAGGAGUGUCUCCAGUUAUUGUCUGCUCAAGCCAAGCCAUCUUAACACCUUAAAAGCAGUGAAAGGUAGUACCCCAGUAGGUUCCUAUUGCAUUACUUUCACACCAGUACAGCUAAAAGAAAGAGAAAAAAGACUGAACUCAGUAUAAAGCUUUACAUUUAUUGGGUCACCUUUAUCCAUCCUGGACAGGUGACUUUAGCUUUUAAUGGUGCUACUAAAGCCUAUAGAAUGUACAGUAAGAAGCACCAUCGCUCUACACCCCAUUUGUACUUGGUGCUGUAGAUUUUUAGGCCUAUGAUAAACUUCCUGAUUGACAGUAAGAAAUGUACUUUGAGUUUUUUCCUCUGCUUUUUCCAUUGAGCGUUUCCAAAACGUUCACUGUUAUCACUUCCUGUGCCAACAUGAUUGCCCAUUAUAAAGGCCUUUGAUUCAGGCAUAAACUGCCAAAGGUACUGUUGCAGUUAGCGCUAGCUGUUUGUGUGCGAGAGAGAGACUGUAUGCAUGUGAGUGAGUAUGUUUUACAGAUAUGAGAGACAACAGCAAGCCAUUAAUAGUGGACAUGACGGUGAUUGUACAGAUUUUUCCUGCAUCAAAAGGUACAACAGGGCUUUGUCAAGUGGAGCAUUGAUGAAUAAAAUGUGAAACUGAAAUUGUUUCAUCUCAUAAUUGUCAAUCUAAUGUGUAUGCUGCUUGCAUAUUUGAGGCAUGUCAUAAAAUAAUGAAAUCCAUAUUUAUUGAUUUCUUUUUUUACUCAGCAUUUAUAAUUGUAUAAUGCUUUUUGGCUAUUUUUAAGUUUUUAAUUAUGUAUUUUAUGAAAAUCUGGGGUCGUUUGAGCCAAAAAAAAAUGAACAAAAAAGUACUGCAAAGGGAGAUUUGGGAGAAUGUUUAGUCUAUCAUGCUAUCAUACGGACAGGCUCAGCGUUUACAGGAAUGUCCGCCGUUAUCGCGAAUAUGCUGAACAUUUUUGCUUAUGCUGUCAUGCAUUUUACAGUGGCUGUACAGGAAGUUUCUAACCCAUGAAAUAAACUUAUUGUUAUACCCCUUA
Molecule: messenger RNA, 4795 nt
Organism: Colossoma macropomum (tambaqui)
Lineage: Eukaryota; Metazoa; Chordata; Actinopteri; Characiformes; Serrasalmidae
Gene: sestd1
Product: SEC14 and spectrin domains 1
Exons: 19
Coding region: 218-2347 (709 amino acids)
Source: RefSeq, a predicted model, not a curated record